GGCAAUUUAGCAACAGGCAGAAGUAGGCAUAGACUUGAGUCUAGGUAAUCUGUGGGACCUAAGGAAGGUUAGAAGUAAGUGUAGUGAGGGACAAAUCCCAUUCUCACAUUUAAAAAUUGUGUUAGAGGAGGACUGAUUGAAAGUGUUCUUUCAUACUGAAAGGAAGUUGAUUCAUGUUAAAAGUCCAUGUGAAAAACUGGUGGCAACAAAUUUGAUUUACAGCAUAUAUGAUUUCACAAAUGAUAGUCUCUUAAGAGUUAGAAUGCACCAUCACAAUACUGGAUACAGAAAUAAUUACUAUCCACACUAAUCUAGUUGACAUUUGGUGCAGUGGCUGAAGGGAGCGGCCUUAAAGGCAUUUCCAAUUUAUAGUCACUUUGAUCAGACACUUCGCUGAGUGUCUCCUUGGUCUACAUGGAUUAUAAGGAUGCAUAAGACUAUUCUUGCACGUGGGUCUUUCACAAAGAUUUUCAGAUGUUGGAGUUCCUUUGUUCUUGGCCUGUGACAUUUCGUGGAGCAUUGGUGCUUUUGUUAACAUGGAGUGGAAUCUUACAUGUUGUAACAAACAUCCAACUGGUAAAGUUCACGGCUUGACCAGAUGUCCAUCUCAGGUGAAUGUCAAUCAUUUGAAAUCCUUGUCACACACAAUGCAGACUCAGGACAGUGAAAAACUGGUAGCUAUCAGCCCAAAUGUGUCUGUGUGCAAAGAGGUGUCAGAGUGCCUCAGCAGCUGGUUUAACUACUUACAGAUGCUAAAUGGCCUCUGUAGUGCUGGUUCAAGACUAUCAGAGGCUCUUGGGGGCAUGGUACGAGACACAAAUUCUCCAUCAUAUGCCAUUGCAGUCCAGUGUCACUCUGCAUGGGAAGAAUUAGUGAAGGCAACUGCAGCUGCCACUUCAGCAGUAAAAAGUCAGGUUACUACGACUUUGCAGGACGUCAAUAAUCAAGAUAGCACUGAAAGUAGUCAGGUGGUUUGUGGCAGCCUCAUGACAUUUGUGAAGCUGCAGCAGCAGUUCUGUGCUUCGUGUAGCGAAUUCUUGAGCUCUGUGCCAACGUGCAGCUGUAGCUCCUCCCAUGACCCUGACUGUGGCAUCGGUGUACUACAGCAGAGUCUGGCACGUAUGUAUGCCCCAGUGCCACCGUGGCCACAACGCAGAUGGUCAGAGGCUGCAGCUACCGACCUUGGGGGAGAGGGGGAUGCAACUGCUCCUCGCCGCUGGUCUGUCCCAUGCCCACCCCAGCGGGGAGCUGCCAAACUUGGAGUUCCUUCACAGGACCGAAGCCGAUCUGCUACUCCAGAUUCAGUGUGGCGGAGCUCAUUGGCAAGCCAAGAUGAGCUUCAGGAGGUCAUACAGUUGUUGUCUGUGCAACCUCAACAGGCAACACAACUGCAUCAUCCAAGUAUGCACAUGCCAGGAGUCACCUUAACAAACUGCUCUGGAGAUGGAAACUUGCCUGAAUCUGGUACUGGCUGGGGUGAAGGACACUCAGAAGAGCGGCGGGCAAGUGCACCAUUGAGAAACAAUAGUGGCUCUCCACAACCUUCACAAAGCACUCAUCGAGCUAGUUGGCAUGCUCCAGAUCCUCAUUCUUGCACGUGGGGAGAGCAUGAGCUGUUUCCUCCAGCACUAGACCCAGCAAAUUUUGCAUCCCGUAAAAGCAGCUCUUCUACAGAUUCAUCUUCCAGUCAUUCAUUGCACAGUCGUUCAACAACAGGGUCCGAGGGUGGUGCAGAAGUUCGUGCACAUUUAUACUCAAUGUGGAGUGGUGGUGAUAUGGCUUUCAUGAGGGUGCCAGAAUCAGCUGAGUUACCAGAUGGUCCAAGUCAUACUGAUAAUUGAACUUAAAAAAACUUUUAACUAUAAAUGUUGUGUGCAUGUGAUUUUAAAGGUACAAAUUAUGAGAUUGUUUAAUAUAGUUUAUGAAUGUUCAUAUUUCUUCUUUAUAAACUGUGGUGCUAUACCAUUGCAGAUGUCACCCAUAAUAAAAGAGAUCUUCCUUAUUGCUA
Molecule: messenger RNA, 2008 nt
Organism: Schistocerca americana (American grasshopper)
Lineage: Eukaryota; Metazoa; Arthropoda; Insecta; Orthoptera; Acrididae
Exons: 9
Coding region: 537-1841 (434 amino acids)
Source: RefSeq, a predicted model, not a curated record